CCACAGCUGCUGCUGUCUGGCUGCACUCAGUAGCAUUACUCUGCUCGACUAUUUUCUAACUAUGGUGCUGGAAAAUCACAUCGGUGGAUGGUCUGUUUUCUUUCUAGCUGCUUUUAUUCCAGGACUCCACCUCCAGAGACAUGGCAGCUCCUUCCUGCCUUCUUCUGACUCUGAGUUGUCCUCUGAGGCUCAGAUCUACCAGCCAGUCCUGCAGCCCUCUGAGAAGCCUCCAUCCACAGGAACCUACUUACUGAAUAACCGUGUUGGGAAACCCUGUAUCAAAGCCACGAUGGGAGCGGAGUACAUCAUCACAGAGAAGAAGAAAACCUGGUAUUUCAACCUGGACCCCUCCAGUGUUAUCAUCAGUGGUAGCUGUGGCGAAGAAGCUGCUGUUCUGUCUCUCUUGCUGCCAGACAAGGCUGCCGGGCUGCAGUUCACCUUCAGAAAGGAAAACAACUUUUUCUACGUCACCAAUCUGACUGCUCACCUGUCUCCUCAGCCGGUCUGCCAGGGAUGUGCCGAGGUGGAGUGUUGGGCAGAUUUUAACAAGAGACUUAUUCCCACCAUCUUGGGGGCCACAGUGGUGGGUUUAUUACUGAUAGCUGCACUGACCUCCCUGUUCAUCAGAGAUCGACGCAGACAUGGAUAUGAACGACUCUGAGCUCACUGUGAAACUGGAUGGAGAUUUACUCCCUCUAAAAUAAUAUUCACUGUUACAAAUAUCUCAGUUAUUUUCUCCUCAACCUGUAUUUGACUUUGUAUUUCACAACUGAUAAUAGAAAGCAGAAAUCUAAUGUCUGAUAUUCAAAUUUUAAAUGCAAAACAUAUAGUUUCACUUACUUGUUGGUUUAUUAUUUCAAUAACUUUUAAAAUUUCUUGUCUGUGCAAGAAUUAUGUUGCUGAAAUUCAGUGUAUCAUUAAUGACUUUUGAUAGCUGCUGUUUGUUAUAAUAUCCUGAUUUGCUAUAUAUUUAACAGUUCAAGCACAAAGACAUUUCACGUUUGAUUCAGUUUUGAUUUCAAUUAUGGACAAACGGCCACAUGAUCACAAUAUAUAAAUAUCGGGUGCAGUUAUGUUGCUGGUGGAAUUAAUUAUCCCACCCUCUGUUAAUUAAUAUUCUUGGUUUUAUUUAACAGAACUAACAACUACUAGCAAUAUUGUUAUUACUGAUUACAAAAACAAAGAAAAUACUUAAAAUAAAUACAAUUAAUUAUGUGUUGCUCCAGUAAAAAUAAUAACUGUUGUUUAUAUGCUUUUCUAUCAUUGUUGGAAUAUGAUGACAUUUCAGACAUACAUGCUUCAGCUGUGACAUGCUCAAGUUACAGGAUUACGCUGCAGCUGCUGCUAUUACUGAGUACUGAAAAUCUAGUUUUACCUUCUGUGCCACUGCAACGUGCAAAAACCUGCAGAACAAUCAAGCCUGACUCAUUUUUGUCCCCAGGGCAGUGCAGGUUUCUAAUUUCAUCUCAGAUGGCUUCAUUAUUUUACAAACUUUGCCUUUUAAUGAUUUUUUUGAUUAUUAUUUUCCAAGUUCCUUAUUUGCGUGCCGACAUCUUUUAUUGUCUUACUCUGUUGCAAUGUAAAUAAGGCCUUUGUUCCUCAA
Amphiprion ocellaris (clown anemonefish) is the source of this 1603-nucleotide messenger RNA. It is a transcript of the gene lamp3, whose product is annotated as lysosomal associated membrane protein 3. The record is from RefSeq and is a predicted model, not a curated record. The coding region runs from base 62 to 661 and encodes 199 amino acids. The transcript is spliced from 6 exons. Gene Ontology annotation, cellular component: membrane. Lineage: Eukaryota; Metazoa; Chordata; Actinopteri; Pomacentridae.